This is a messenger RNA of Limulus polyphemus (Atlantic horseshoe crab), 2224 nucleotides long. Its product is annotated as gastrula zinc finger protein XlCGF26.1-like. The transcript has 2 exons. The annotation marks the transcript as partial. Lineage: Eukaryota; Metazoa; Arthropoda; Merostomata; Xiphosura; Limulidae. The record is from RefSeq and is a predicted model, not a curated record. Gene Ontology annotation, biological process: negative regulation of transcription by RNA polymerase II. Gene Ontology annotation, molecular function: DNA-binding transcription repressor activity, RNA polymerase II-specific.
AACAUAUUUGUCAGGGUAAAAACUGAUGAAUCUGAUGAUUCAAAACAAGAUGACUUUACUUCUAAGUUCAGUGAUGAUGGUGAACUAGAUGGCUCAAAAGAGGAUGUUUCGAACAUGAAGAAAGAAAAGGAAUUUCUUGAAGAUUUUCAACAAAUUGGUUCUGGGUUAGAAAAGAAACCUGAUUUAAAGAUUAUUGAGAACAGCUUUUGCAGAAAUCAGUUUCCUGGUUACGUUAUAGUACAAGAUCCCUCUACAAAAACAAAACCAGGCAAAUCUCAGAAUCAAAACAACAGUGAUGUGAAAGAAUAUUCAAAAGGAAUUAAUAUGAAACCACAUGACACACCCCAUAUAGAUGCUGAUAAACUGUACAGUUGUGGAGCUGUAACAAGUUAUGGACUACAAAUACAUCAGAAAAGAGACAAUGGUGAGAAACCUCACAAUUGUACUGUUUGUGGGAAAGACUUUAAAACAAAGAGUGAGCUAAAUAGACAUCAUAAAACACACAAUGGGUCAAAACCAUACAGUUGCUCAGUAUGUGGCAAAGAAUUUAAACGAAACAGUAACCUUAAAGAACAUGAGAAGAUACAUGGUGGGGAAAAAAAACACAGUUGUGUUGUAUGUGGAAAAAAAUUUCUUUUUAAAAGUUACUUAACAGUUCAUAAGAAAAUACACACUGGAGAAAAACCAUACAGUUGUGUUAUAUGUGGAAAACAGUUUAUAACUAAAAGUCACCUAAGGACUCAUGAGAAGACACAUUCUGUAGAGAAACCAUACAGAUGUGUUGUAUGUGGAAAACAUUUUGCCAGUAAUAGGUACCUAAAGAGUCAUGAGAAGAUACACACUGGGGAGAAACCUUACAGUUGUGAUGUAUGUGGAAAACGUUUUGUCAGUAAUAGCUAUCUAAAGAUGCAUGAGAAGAUACACACUGAGGAGGAACGAUACAGUUGUGAUGUAUGUGGAAAACAUUUUGUCAGUAAUAGAUACUUGAAGAGUCAUGUGAAGAUACACACAGGGGAAAAACCAUACAGUUGUGUUGUAUGUGGAAAACAGUUUAUAACUAAAAGUCACCAAAAGACUCAUGAGAAGUCACACUCAGUGGAGAAGCCAUACAAAUGUAGUUGUUUGUGGAAAAGGUUUGUAUGUAACAAGUACCUUAAGAGUCAUGAGAAAAGACACUCUGUGGAGAAACCAUACAGUUGUGUUGUAUGUGGAAAAUGUUUUGUUAGUAAUAGGUAUCUAAAGAUGCAUGAAAAGACGCACACUGGGGAGAAACCAUACAGUUGCAUUGUAUGUGGAAAAUGUUUCAUUAGUAAUAGGUACCUAAAGAUGCAUGAAAAGACACACACUGGGGAGAAACCAUACAGUUGUGAUGUAUGUGGUAAAAGGUUUGUACGUAAUAGCCAACUAAAGACGCAUGAGGAGAGAAGAUGCACAUUGGGGAGAAACUGUACAGCUGUGUAGUGUUUGGAAAACAGUUUAGAAGAAACAUUGAUCUAAAAAAUACAUAUUGGAGAGACAUAAUAGAGUUGUGGAAUCUAUGGCAAAAACUUGGUAAAAGACAGUGACCUAAAAAUACAUUGAAGAAUAGUUACUGAGAAAGAAAAAUACAAUUGUUGAACCUUUCAGAAAAAAAACUAAAUAAAUAUUGAUCAAAAGUUGCAUGAGGGAUAAUACAUUGGAAAGAAACUAUACUAUUGUGUAGUAUGUGAAAAACAAUUCGUAAGUAGAAGUUUCAUUAAAAUCAGACUGGGAAGAAUCUUUAGAUCUGUGCAUUAUGUGUAGAGCUGAGUAGUUAGUGUAAUUUGAUAAUUUACUAAUCACCAUGGUGAUAACUCAGUUAUUCUCUAAAGAUUGAUUUUAAUAUUUUCUGCUUGUUUUGGAUUUUUAAGACUUUGGGUAAAAUAUUAUAGGAUUACUUUUUCUGUUCUUAAUUGUUGUACAUGAAAAUUUAUCACAUACACAAAAAAUAGUAUGAAACCUAUAACAAGCUAAGUUAUUACAUUUCUUUUUUUUUUUCUUCUACAGAUUUCCACAAGACCACUAAAACUACUGAAUCUUUGUUGAUGAAAAUAAACAUUGCUUUCUGGCAUUUUCAAACGAUUUUUUAUAUAAAGAUUAUACAAUACCCUAAAAACAUCUCAGAAAUAAAAACAUUUUAAAGAACUACUAGUUUUGGACACAGGUCUUCCUUAGGUGUCAGUUACCAUAAUUUUCAAGUUAUAAA